AUGCAGGGAGCCUGGGCGCUGCUGCUGCUGGGCCUGAGGCUACAGCUGUCCCUCGGUGUCAUCCCAGCCGAGGAGGAAGACCCAACCUUCUGGAACCGCCAGGCAGCCCAGGCCCUGGACACUGCCAGGAAGCUACAGCCCAUCCAGACAGCCGCCAAGAACCUCAUUCUCUUCCUGGGUGACGGGAUGGGGGUGUCCACGGUGACAGCAGCUCGGAUCCUCAAGGGGCAGUUACAUGACAAGCUGGGACCUGAGACCCCCCUGGCCAUGGACAAGUUCCCAUACUUGGCUCUGGCCAAGACUUACAAUGUGGACAGACAAGUGCCAGACAGCGCAGGUACAGCCACGGCCUACCUGUGUGGGGUGAAGACCAACUACCAGACCAUCGGCGUGAGUGCCGCAGCCCGAUAUAACCAGUGCAGCACCACACGUGGCAACGAGGUCACCUCCGUGAUGAGCCGGGCCAAGAAAGCAGGGAAGUCAGUAGGGGUGGUGACCACAACCAGGGUGCAGCACGCCUCGCCAGCCGGCACCUACGCACACACGGUGAACCGCAACUGGUACUCGGAUGCCAACAUGCCUGCCCAGGCGCUGCAGGAGGGCUGCCAGGACAUCGCCACGCAGCUCAUCUCCAACGUGGACAUUGACGUGAUCCUGGGGGGAGGUCGCAAGUACAUGUUUCCCGAUGGGACCCAGGACCCUGAGUACCCUGGUGAUGCCUCUCAGAACGGAGUCCGGAAGGACAGGCGGAACCUGGUUCAGGAGUGGCAGGCCAAGCAUGAGGGUGCCCGGUAUGUGUGGAACCGAACGGAGCUCAUUCAGGCAUCCCAGGACCCGUCUGUAACACGCCUCAUGGGCCUGUUUGAGCCAGGGGACAUGAAGUAUGAGGCCCACCGAGACACCGCACAGGACCCGAGCCUGGCAGAGAUGACAGAGGCGGCCGUGCGCCUGCUGAGCAGGAACCCCCGAGGCUUCUACCUCUUCGUGGAAGGGGGCCGCAUUGACCAAGGUCAUCAUGAGGGCAGAGCCUACCUGGCGCUCACCGAGGCCGUCAGUUUUGACGAUGCCAUUAACAAGACCUUCCAGCUCACACGAGAGGAGGACACGCUGACCCUGGUCACUGCUGACCACUCUCACGUCUUCACCUUUGGCGGCUACACUCUUCGUGGCAGCUCUAUCUUCGGGCUGGCUCCAAAGGAGGCGUCGGAUGGCCAGGCCUACACCUCCAUCCUGUAUGGCAACGGCCCGGGCUUCGCAGUGAACGGCAGCGGCGUCCGUCCCAACGUCAGCGAGGACCACAGCAAUGAUCCCAGCUACAGGCAGCAGGCGGCCGUGCCCCUGUCGUCCGAGACCCACGGCGGCGAGGACGUGGCGGUGUUCGCGCGCGGCCCGCAGGCGCACCUGGUGCACGGCGUGCAGGAGCAGCACGUGGUGGCGCACGUCAUGGCCUUCGCCGCCUGCCUGGAGCCCUACGCCGCCUGCGGCCUGGCGCCCCCCGCCGGCACCCCGGGCGCCGCGCCCCCCGGGCCGGCCGCAGGCCCCUCGCUGGCCCUGGUGACCGGGGUGCCGCUGCUGCUGCUGCUGGGGACCGCGGUGCCUUAA
This is a messenger RNA of Molossus molossus (Pallas's mastiff bat), 1602 nucleotides long. Its product is annotated as intestinal-type alkaline phosphatase-like. The transcript is spliced from 11 exons. Gene Ontology annotation, biological process: dephosphorylation. The record is from RefSeq and is a predicted model, not a curated record. Gene Ontology annotation, cellular component: plasma membrane. Gene Ontology annotation, molecular function: alkaline phosphatase activity. The coding region runs from base 1 to 1602 and encodes 533 amino acids. NCBI's taxonomy places the organism in Eukaryota, Metazoa, Chordata, Mammalia, Chiroptera, Molossidae.